AUCGCACACAGGAUCAUCAUGGCCACUGAUUUUGCCAAGAUCAUCGCAAUUACCAAUGUUCGGGUCUUUGAUGGCAAGAACAUCCAAGAUCCCAACACGCUCAUCAUCAACGGCGAUGUAAUCGGGCGCCCUGAUACAAUCCCCGAUGAAACCAUCGAUGCUGGCGGGCUGACACUGCUGCCAGGCCUGAUUGACGCACACGUCCAUCUGACCAGCCGAGAAGACCUCGUUCAAAUGGCCAAAUACGGCAUCACAACGGCCUUCGACAUGGCUACCUGGCCCGCGGAGCACCUCAGCUACCUCCGCAACCAAAAGGGCGUCACCGAUAUUCGCAGCUGCGGCCUCGCCGCUACAGCCCCAGGCAGCAUUCACAGCCGCAUGCCAACCAUACCCCAAGAGGCACUUGUCUCCACUCCUGACGACGCAGAGGAAUUCGUCGAGACGCAACUUGCCGAGGGUGCAGACUAUAUCAAGAUCAUCGCUGACGUGCCGGGACCAAGUCAGGAGUGCCUAGAUGCGUUGGUUAUAGCAGCUCACUGCCGGAACAGGAUUGUCAUUGCCCAUGCCGUGAGUCUCGAAGCAACUCGCAUGGCGCAGGCUGCGAACGCCGAUGUCAUUACCCAUGCUCCGCUCGACGGGGUUAUGGAUGAUGCAGAGGUACAGAAGAUGGUCCAGGAAGGCCGUCUCUCUAUCCCGACUUUGACCAUGAUGAAGCGCGUUUCGGUUAAAAGGGGGAAAUAUGCACACUGCCACGAUACAGUCGCUGCUCUGCAUCGUGCUGGUGUGCCUAUUCUGGCUGGGGCAGAUUCAAAUAGUGCUCCAGGUGUGCCUGCGCAUGUGGCCCAUGGCGUCAGUCUGCAUGAGGAGUUGGAGUUGCUUGUUAACUGUGGGCUGUCAAAUUGUGAUGCUCUUCGCGCAGCUACGGAGCUCCCGGCCAGUUAUUUCAGACUGCAUGAUCGGGGGGUCGUUCAAGUUGGUCGCAGGGCAGAUCUUGUCUUGGUUAGGGGGAAUCCACUGGAGGACAUCCGCGCAACUCGAAAUAUUGAGAGAAUCUGGAUUGCUGGGAAGGAAUUGGGUAUUGAGAGAUAAUUGAAUGCUUAACUUGCCGAUAUGCAAGCAUAUUUUCAUAUUUUGAUUCUCAACAGAACAAAAGGCAGGGCCCAUGGUCCGCAUUGAUUUCAUGGCGUCGUCAUUCUAGUUAAUCUAUAGCUAAGAGGUGUGCAAACACCUAAUGUCUAGCAAGCAGUGGUUGGUAUAUGCUCCACCGCACCAUCAAUAAAGUCCAAAACCAGGAUAUCAGAAGCGAGUUUAUCCUUGAC
Aspergillus versicolor CBS 583.65 is the source of this 1319-nucleotide messenger RNA. RefSeq names its product amidohydrolase family protein. Gene Ontology annotation, molecular function: hydrolase activity, acting on carbon-nitrogen (but not peptide) bonds. The transcript has a single exon. NCBI's taxonomy places the organism in Eukaryota, Fungi, Ascomycota, Eurotiomycetes, Eurotiales, Aspergillaceae. Bases 19 to 1089 code for a protein of 356 amino acids. The record is from RefSeq and is a predicted model, not a curated record.